Dracunculus medinensis (Guinea worm) is the source of this 714-nucleotide messenger RNA. Lineage: Eukaryota; Metazoa; Nematoda; Chromadorea; Rhabditida; Dracunculidae. The record is from the annotation of a GenBank genome assembly.
AUGGCAGACUUAGAAAGAAGCGAUGCGGCGCAAUUUGAUCCACCGUCACUAAUCAAUAGGACUUUAGCGGAGAGAUUUUUUAGUGCAUUAACUUCAUUUUCCAUUCCAGAUGAGAAGAGUUUGCAAAGAGCCUCAAAAAGUUUUUCGAAAUGCCCCGAUGAUGAAAUUGAACAAUAUUUUGAAUUUGUUGCAUCAUUCGGUAAACCAUGUUUUAAAUGGAACAUUAUUCGACCUGCAUUUCUGUGGAAACUUGAGCAAGUAAUGCUGGAGAUGCGUAAAGUUGAAUUCGAAAAUCUCGAAGAGAAUGCGAAAGUUGCACUCAUUGCAGCAGAUGAACAACUGAAAAAUCAGCGUGAAUUUAUCAUGAGAAAAGCUCGGGAAUUUGAAGGCACUCCUUUUACAAUUCAAAGGUUGUGUGAACUGUUGACGACUCCGUCAAGGCACUACAAGCAAACCGAUAAAUUUCUUAGAGCUAUUGAAAAAAAUAUCAACGUUGUUACGUGUAUUACGGAGACAGGUGAAAGGAUUACUGGAGUCGAAGAUUUUCCAUUGGAUGAUGAUGAUUGUUACCAACGUAUCGAGCAACCAUUUUUUGUUAAGGUCUAUUACAUAGUUGAUGAAAUGGAUAUCGACAAUUCAGUUGUUACACCAUUGUCUGAAGAAAAUGAAUAUGUCUCUGUUAGUCUUCCUGCUUUUUUUUUUUUAAAUUUAUAA